UUCCAUGCGUUUAUAAAUAAAUAUAUCGUGCGUUCGAGUUGAUAUUUCAAAAAUAUUUUGAAUUGUUUUUGCACAUCACGAUCGAUUUUUCAAAAAUGUACACAGCAGGUGUCGUAUAUGUCGUGUUUGUUGGUUAUGCUUUCACCGGAUUGGUGGCAGCCCAGCAGAACAGUGUCGGUCAAGCUGGCGCGGUUGCGCCGGCCAUCGCGGUGUUUAAUCAGCUCGGCCCGUUGGAUGCGCUGGCCAAUAGCCGGCACUUCACGGUCAAUGAUCCCUUGGCGGAUCAGAACAAGAAGAUGUUGGUGCAAGCGGUCCUGAACCAGACCACCAGUGCCAAAACACCCGAACAGAAAGCCAACGACACUAUUACAGAUGUGAAGAAAAUGUCGGAGCGGAAGCCGCCAUCCUGCACGAACGCCAUCUGCAGCGCCCGCAAACCCUGUGAAGCUCCCUGCACUUGCUCGGCCGGCAGUGCACUGACCAAUGGACGCUGUAGUGGAUCGACGUUAACAUUGCCGCCGCCAACCAAAUAAAAUCCAAAAUAAAUUUAUUUAUCUUGUACAAUAAUUACUGUAUGACGCCUUUUAUUCUGCCUACUUUUGCCUCCUUGCAUGCAGGCAGGGAGUUCACGAAUUUCGGAAGGAUAUACCGGUUUAUAAGCAAUCGUAUUAGCGUUACAAAAUAAAAAAAAUGUUCACAGUGA
Molecule: messenger RNA, 703 nt
Organism: Paramacrobiotus metropolitanus
Lineage: Eukaryota; Metazoa; Tardigrada; Eutardigrada; Parachela; Macrobiotidae
Exons: 2
Coding region: 96-533 (145 amino acids)
Source: RefSeq, a predicted model, not a curated record